Molecule: messenger RNA, 3007 nt
Organism: Perca fluviatilis (European perch)
Lineage: Eukaryota; Metazoa; Chordata; Actinopteri; Perciformes; Percidae
Product: ubiquitin carboxyl-terminal hydrolase 11-like
Biological process (GO): protein deubiquitination
Molecular function (GO): cysteine-type deubiquitinase activity
Source: RefSeq, a predicted model, not a curated record
CAGCCAGGACGUCGUCAUCGGAUUGUAAACCACUUCCUACUUCCGCAAACACAGCUCCGUGUAGCUUCCCCGUUUAUCAGUUGAUCGAUGCGGCGGUUGACUCGUUCCUUUGGUCUCCUGGCUCCGUUUAACGUUUCUAACAGUUGCGACAUUUAUGAGUGAUUGAUCGAAGCAUCAUGACGGCCGCGGAGCCUCCGGGCCUGGAGACCCAGCGGCGGGAGAUCGAGUCACUGCUGCGGGAGAGCGAGCUCCGCGCGGGGGACAGUUGGUAUGUGGUGGAGCGUCGCUGGUAUGAACAGUGGAAGGAGUUUGUGGAGACCGGAGACCAGAACUCGUCGUCCUUCCCCGGUCAGAUCGAUAACACCGAGCUGUUUGAGGAUCUGGACUCGUUCCACCUAAAGGGCCUGGUGGAGAACGAGGACUUCAUGUUGGUUCGGCUGAGGGCUGCACGACUGCUGGCCUGGAUGCUGACACCCGAUGGACUACCACCUGGUAGGCAUAAGGUGGUGGACCUGCCCAGCACUCUGAAGGUGGAGGUGUACCCCAUUGAGAUCUUCCUCUGUGUGCCCAUUGAGAUCUUCCUCUGUCUCCAUAGCAACAUGGAGAACGUCAUCACCGCAAAGUUCAGCCGCGCAGACAGCAUCCACUCGAUCCAGAGAGCGAUGUGUGAGGCGUUCACGGUGCCUGCGGGCUCCGAGUGUCGCCUGUGGAUGAAGAGUUCAGAUAGCAGCUGCGAGCGUCUCAGGAACGUGCACGUGAGCGUGCUGGACGCCUGUCUGAGCUCCGGCAUGACGGUGAUCAUGGAGAUGAGAAACGCAGACGGUACCUGGCCGAGCUCCAGACCUCAGAUCAUGAGGAACUCUGUGGAGGAGCAGGACUCGUACCGAGGCCAGCCGGGAGUCUGUGGCCUCACAAACCUGGGAAACACCUGCUUCAUGAACUCUGCUCUGCAGUGUCUGAGUAAUGCUCCUCCUCUGACGGAGUACUUCCUCCAGAGCUCCUACCUGGAGGAGCUGAACUUCUCCAACCCUCUGGGCAUGAAGGGCGAGAUCGCCGAGGCCUACGCUGACGUCAUCAAGCAGAUGUGGUCCGGGCGCCAUUACUCCGUGGUGCCGCGCGUCUUCAAGACGAAGGUGGGCCACUUUGCGUCUCAGUUUCUGGGCUACCAGCAGCACGACAGCCAGGAGCUGCUGUCCUUCCUGCUGGACGGACUGCACGAAGACCUGAACAGAGUCAAAAACAAGGAGUACAUCGAGCUGAGGGACGCAGAGGGACGCCCGGACCAGGAAGUGGCAGAGGAGGCGUGGCGUAACCACCGGCGCCGGAACGACUCGGUGAUCGUCGACACGUUCCACGGCCUCUUCAAGUCCACGCUGGUCUGUCCCGAGUGCCACAAAGUGUCUGUGACCUUCGACCCCUUCUGCUACCUGAGCGUCCCGCUUCCUGUCAGCAAGGAGCGCGUCAUGGAGGUCUUCUUCGUGUCUCUGGACCCGCACGCCAAACCUGCUCAGCAUCGUGUCGUGGUUCCUAAAGCGGGAAAAGUGUUCGACCUCUGCUCUGCUCUGGCAGAGAUGACCAACGUACCCCCAACACAGAUGGUGGUAGCUGACGUGUUCAACCACCGCUUCUAUAAGAUCUACAGCGCUGAUGAAUCUCUGACCUGCAUCCUGGACCGGGACGACAUCUUUGUGUACGAGCUGAGUGUGUUGGAGGAGGCCGAGGAGCAGCCGGUGCUGCUGGCGCUCUACCUGAGGGAGCGCUCCCACUACCGGGACUACGGCUCGGGGGGCAGCUCCUACGGGACCUCGCUGUUCGGACACCCGCUGCUGCUCAGCGUGGAGCGCCGCCGCUGCAGCCGCCAGGCGCUCUACCAGCUGAUCCUGCAGAGGCUGGCAGGAAGAGACGGACGAUGGGGAGAAAGCCGGGCCGUCUCAGACAGAACCAGAACCAGAGCCAGAGCCAGAGCCCGACUGCGGCGAUGAAUCGGCACAAAGCCAAUCAAACGACAGCGCUGCUGCUGAGCCCCGCCCCAACGUUAACCACACAGAGCCCCUGCUGGACCACGGCGACACGGAGACCAACCGCCAGAGCGAGCCCAACGAUAACGCGGCCAACGCUAACGCGGCCAACGCUAACGCCGUCAACGCUAACGCCGCCAACGCUAACGGCAUGAAUACCUGCGAGGCGUCGAGCCGGAGCAAUGCCAUGGCAUCAGAGUCGCCGGCAGGUCACACCAUAGAGGAAGAACGAGAGGAGGACAAGCAGGAGGAGGCGUGUUCCCCGAGCCCGCCGGCCAAUCAGCAGCCAGCGAGGAGGAAGAGGAGGAAGAGUCUGUUCACCAUCCAGGCGGUCAACUCCAACGGGACGACUGAGAGGGGCACGGGGGAGGGGGGCAGCGCCGUGUCCUUCAGCUCUCAGCCUUACGUGGCCAUCGACUGGGACCCCGACAUGAAGAAGAGGUUCUACAAUGAAAAUGAAGCCGAGAAGUAUGUGAAACACGGCAGCAUGGAGGUUCCUCAGCAGCAGACGACGGUUCAGCUGCAGGAGUGUAUCGAGCUGUUCACCACAGUGGAGACACUGGAGGAGGAGAACCCAUGGUACUGUCCCGUGUGUAAGAAGCACCAGCUGGCCACCAAGAAGCUGGACCUGUGGUCUCUGCCGGAGGUUCUCAUCAUCCACCUCAAGAGAUUCUCCUACACCAAGUUCACCAGAGAGAAGCUGGACAGCAUCGUGGACUUCCCUUGCAGAGACCUGGACUUCUCCGACUCCCUCCUGAGGAAAAGUCUGUCCAAUGGGGAGCCUCCGAGCCGCUAUGACCUCAUCGCUGUGUCCAAUCACUACGGAGGACUCAGAGACGGACAUUAUACCAGCUAUGCGAGGAACAAGGACAACGAUCAGUGGUACUACUUUGACGACAGCAAGGUGACGUACGCCAGAGAGGACCAGAUCGUGGUGAGUUUAACAUCUUCAAACAGCUGAGACACAGAAAUUAUUAUGUGUGUGUGUG